Fonsecaea multimorphosa CBS 102226 is the source of this 2100-nucleotide messenger RNA. RefSeq lists its product as uncharacterized. The record is from RefSeq and is a predicted model, not a curated record. The transcript has a single exon. NCBI's taxonomy places the organism in Eukaryota, Fungi, Ascomycota, Eurotiomycetes, Chaetothyriales, Herpotrichiellaceae. Bases 1 to 2100 code for a protein of 699 amino acids. Gene Ontology annotation, cellular component: cytoplasm; nucleus. Gene Ontology annotation, molecular function: GTPase regulator activity.
AUGGACGUCUUUCUGGGGAAAGUGACCCAGCAGGCUAUGAAUUAUGCCAUCCGUUCGGGCGUCACCAUCACAGCCUCCUACGCGAUCAGGCAAUCAGCCAAACUUCUCAACAGCACCCCGAAAAGCAACGUCCGGGACGAAUUGUACGGCUUGCAACAACGACUUCAGCAUAAAAUCCGCAUCGUCUCCCCAGCGAUUGACAUGAUCGAGCUGAUUGCAGCUCGAGGAAACACGUCUCUGGAAUCCGCUGUCGCCCUCACCAAGGAACUGCGUCUGGAGAUACAGUCUUUGGGACAACGAUUAGCCAAAGCAGCGGAGGCUUCUGAACAAGCUGCUAGGAAGAACAGCAAACUCAGCAGCCAGGCGAGACUUCAAAACGAAGCAGAGUUGACUUUGAUAGUCAAGGACAUCAAAAAGCUACUGGAGAGGAUUGAAGAUGCCGUCCCUCUGAUCAAUCUCGCCAUCACCACUUCAGGCGCAAGCCUGUCAACUUCACUACCUCAAUCUGUGUCCCCCUCACGACUUCUGCAAGCCAGCACUUUCCUCACAGCAGGCGACACUCAGUACUCCAUCUCUCCAAGCCAGGCCGUGCAAAUCGGACCCACUUUCACUCUUACCGUUUACAUGUUAUUCGCUGGCCAUGACCGACCCCAGAAUGAGGAAGAGAUCCGAGAGACAACUUGGAAGGAGGUCAUUCACAAAGCAAGAGUCAAGUUACGGCGGGUCCCCCUUGACGUCGUGCUCGGGACAGGAUCCGGAUCCGAUGCCAUUCCUUCUGCAGAGAUCUCUUCUUCCCAAGCAGUCCCAAACACAGAGACGAACUUGCCUGACUCAGCACCAAGUAUCCGCGCAGAUGCGCGAGCCGACGAGUACGCAUACCAAAUGGUGAUCAUUGAAGAUUUUGAUGACGACCGCGUUCACGACUUUGAAGACGAUCAGGCGCGCCCGGGUCCGUUUGACGACGUCAGACUCGCCGGAAUCCGGGAGAUUAUCCCUGUGCACGAGAUAUCCAAGAUCUUCUACGCGGAUACAAGCAAAGUUUUGAACAUCGGGACUGACGCAGAGAGCAAUCACCCGGUGUUAUUGUUAAAGAGAGACAUGAACGCCAUCCCUCCGAGGCGAAUGGUCGAGAGAGACGGGCCGCUAGGAAUUGGAGAAGCCGACCAAGAUGGUGGCGAGCAAGAUCCGGACCUGGUCAUAGCUAUGCGAGAGAGUUUGCAGCAGCAGCAAUAUGUCGAAGACCAUGUCGAUGAUCCCUGGUGUUUUCCACCAUCACUCGACCCGGAAUGGAUCGCGUUUGAGGUGUACGCGGAAUCCGAACCAAGCGACACUGAAUCCGACAUUGAAGGAGAUUCCACGACGGUUAAUAACAACGGUACCAAGGACGACGACUACCCGCCUCAACUCACCGACGCAAUGGCAAACAUGCACAUCGCGUCCGCAUCGCCAGCGCAGCCUCCACCACCACCACCACCACCACCACCACCACCACCACCACAAUCCAGCGCUCCACCCUGGGCCAAUUCGAUCCGGACCUCCUUAUCGCUACUUGAACUCCUUUUGCGGCUCACAUCGCUGCAACAGUUCCAGCAACAGUCGCACCUCUCGAUUACUGACGAACUUCUCACGUUCUUCUUGGAAGAGAGCGCGUCGACCGGUGCAGGAGGCGACGAGAAGUAUCGGCAGGCGCUGAGGGCCGACGCGAGGCGGAGAGUCGGGUGGGAUCCGUACGAUGAGAGUCCAGUCAAGAGGAGGGGCGAAGAGUACCAGUAUCAGAGUGGUGGGUACUACGAGGAGGGAAGUACGAGUCUGAGGAGUCCGCCCAGCGGCGCGAAUGCGAGCCCUGGAGAUGAUGGCCGAUGGGUGAUGAGUCCGCCGAGAAGCGCAGGUGAAAAGGUCAAUGGGCCUCGACAGGUCACAGGGAUGUCGCCCAGCCCGUCGCCAAUACAAACCCCUGGGAAGUCGGGGAGGGCCGCGUGGUUGAGGAGAGCUGGCGGCGGUGACGGAAGUAGGAGAGCGAGUCCACUCCGGCCGCAGACCGCAAUCACGGACGAGGGGAUCGGGACGAGUCCUGCAAGUGCAGCGAUGAACAACGCUUGA